AUGUCAAGUAAAGUAAUCCCAUUAAUAUUAGGUACUAGAAAUGAAUUGGAGAAGAAAAUCCCGAAUGUAGCUGUCGCAAUACGUUUGAAAUCAAAACUAAUCGAAGAACUUGACUAUAGAUGUAGAGCUUAUGAGCAAACAUCCAUAUUACCAAUUUGCACAAUGUUGGAUCCUCGAUUUAAGGAUAUACAUUUUAAAAAUCCACUUGCAAAUUCUAAGGUCCAAGAAAGCAUAGUUCAAAUGAUGAACAAUGAUAAUGAUAUUGUAGAAAAUGAAACAUUGUCAACUGCAGAACCAGAUUGUAGCAACACAGACAAACAUUGUGAUUUAUGGGGCCAUCACAAGUCAUUAGAAAAAAAGCGAAAUGAUAGAGCUUGUAAUAAUACUCCUAGAGGAGAAUUAAAUUCUUACUUACACUAUAAAAUUUUAAAAUUGGAUCUUGACCCAUUGAUCGAAUGGGAAAAUACAAAAACAAUUUUUCCAAAAUUAUAUAAACUAGCGAUGAAGUAUUUAGUGGUUCCUGGAACAUCAGUACCAUCUGAACGCCUUUUUAGUAAGGCUGGAGAAACUAUUAGCAAGACAAGAAACCGAUUAACUGGUUCCAGGAUAUCAAAACUACUUUUUUUACAAUCAGUGGACAAAAGUCAAUGGAAUUUUUGA
This is a messenger RNA of Sipha flava (yellow sugarcane aphid), 660 nucleotides long. RefSeq names its product zinc finger BED domain-containing protein 4-like. Gene Ontology annotation, molecular function: protein dimerization activity. The record is from RefSeq and is a predicted model, not a curated record. The transcript has a single exon. NCBI's taxonomy places the organism in Eukaryota, Metazoa, Arthropoda, Insecta, Hemiptera, Aphididae. The coding region runs from base 1 to 660 and encodes 219 amino acids.